AUGCCUCACGAUGCAGCAGCCCCUGCAUCUGCACCCGUGCCCGCCACUCCCCCUUCCUUCCCCCCUGCCCCCGCCACUCAACCCCCACACCAGCCCUCGCCCGCACCAGUCCCCAGCGCCCCCCCUGAGCCGCAGCCCCCCUCCUCAGACGCGCCCCCUGCGGCCCCCGCCCCCCCGCCUGCUGAGAAGCCCCCGUACCCGCUGUUCCCGCCGGGUCUGAUCCCGGGCAUGGUGCGCAAGAAGCAGGUGGGGUCGGGCGUGCCGUACGCGCCCAUGGCGCCGCACGACAUCCCCUCCACCAUCCCCCCGCCCCACGAGUCGGAGGAGUACCUGCGGCGCCGCAUCGCGCGCUUCUUCAAGGCCAUUGGGGAGCAGGACCCCCUGGCCGAUGGGGACGAGGAGGAGGAGGAUGCGGAGGAGGCGGAUGGGGGCCGGGGGAUUCUUGGGGCGGGCAUUGGGAAGAGAGGGCACGGGCACGGAGGGCAUGGGGUGGGUGGCGGGGGGAAAAGGGGCUCAGGAGCGAAGCCACGCGCCAUGUCACCGCCAGCAGCGAUGGGCAUGGAGGGGGGCGGGCUGGGACUGGGCAUGGGCGGGGGGGGCCUUGGGCUGGGCAUGGGGGGUCCCGGGCUUGGAGUGGGCAUGGAGGUGGAUCCGGAGACAGGCAUGUUGCCGGAUGGCAGUGUGGUGCAGAAGCCUGGCAUGGGCGGGGCGAGGCUGGGACUGGGUGCCGCCGUGGAAGCCGAUGCUCCGUCGCAGUAUGCCGACGUGUAUUCGAGUUUCCGCCGCAUGCUCAGCUCACCAGCGAAAAGAGCGGCAAUGGCGGCGGCGAGCAGCAAUCCAUCGAGCACGGUGACGAACAUCUCGGAGUUCCAGUGCCUGGCGAAGGAGAAGCUGCCCAAGCAGGCGUACGACUACUACGCGUCGGGCGCCGAGGACCAAUGGACGCUCGCCGAGAACCGCAACGCCUUCGAGCGCAUCAGGUUCCGGCCGCGAAUUCUGAUCGACGUGUCGAGCGUGGACACGACGACGAGCGUGCUGGGCCACCGCAUCUCCAUGCCCAUCAUGCUCGCGCCCACCGCCUUCCAGCGCAUGGCGCACCCCGAAGGCGAGCUCGCCACGGCCCGCGCGGCAGCUAAAUUCGAUACCGCCAUGGUGCUGUCGUCGUGGGCGACGAGCAGCGUGGAGGAGGUGGCGUCGGUGGGGCCGGGUCUGCGCUUCUUCCAGCUCUACGUGUACAAGGACCGGCAGGUGGUGGAGCAGCUGGUGCGGCGCGCGGAGCGGGCGGGGUUCAAGGCCAUCGCGCUCACCGUCGACACGCCCCGCCUCGGCCGCCGCGAGGCUGACAUAAAAAACAGGUUCGUGCUGCCGCCUCACCUCACUCUGAAGAACUUCGAAGGACUGAACCUCGGCAGCAUGGACAAGUCACAGGAGUCGGGGCUGUCGUCAUAUGUGGCGGGUCAGAUCGACCGCUCGCUCAGCUGGAAGGACAUCACAUGGCUCAAGUCCAUCACAUCGCUGCCCAUUCUGGUCAAGGGCGUCAUCACAGCAGAGGAUGCGGAGAUAUCGAUAGAGUACGGGGCGGCGGGCAUCAUAGUGUCCAACCACGGCGCGCGCCAGCUGGACUACGUCUCCGCCACCAUCUGUGCUCUUGAGGAGGUGGUGAAGGCGACGCGUGGCCGGGUGCCGGUGUUUCUGGACGGUGGGGUGCGGCGUGGCACCGAUGUGCUCAAGGCGCUUGCUCUGGGCGCCGCGGGUGUCUUCGUGGGGCGGCCGGUGCCAUUCGCGCUGGCGGUGGACGGGCAGGCGGGGGUGGAGAAGCUGCUGGGCAUCCUCAAGGACGAGUUUGAGCUCGCCCUCGCCCUCGCCGGCUGCACGAGGGUGGCGGACAUCAAGCGCUGCCACGUGGAGACGGAGGAGGACCGCCUGCGCAAGGCCAUCUCCUCCCGCCUCUGA
Closterium sp. Naga37s-1 is the source of this 1953-nucleotide messenger RNA. The record is from the annotation of a GenBank genome assembly. Lineage: Eukaryota; Viridiplantae; Streptophyta; Zygnematophyceae; Desmidiales; Closteriaceae.